GCGCGAGCCGAUGACGACACAGUGGCAGGGCGCCUGUGGCUGCUCGUGGGCCGCGGUGGUGAGCGGCUCACCUUGGUGGACCCUGCUCGGCCAUGCCGUCGCGAUGACCGUCUGUCAGUUCUUCCUUCAGGGCCGGUGCCGCUUUGGAGAACGGUGCUGGAAUGAACACCCCGGGGCCCGGGGGGCGGGGGGCGGAGGACGGCAGCAACUCCAGCAGCCGCCUUCAGGCGGCAACAGACGCGGGUGGAAUCCGCCAAGCCAGAGGUACUCCAGUGUCAUCCAGCCAUCCAGCUUUUCCAGGUCGGCGCCCUGGGGAGGCAGCAGAGACCAGGAGCGAGCCGCCUUUGGUUCCUUCGAUUCUGGCACUGCCACGGUCAGGGACAGGGGCUUUGGGCUGUCUCAGAACUCCUUUGCUUCGCUUGACACCCACGGACAGGAAGAUGAAAAGAAACUUCUGGAAGGAAUUAUAAAAGAUAUGAUGGUUUGGAAGUCGUCAGGACAGUGGAUGUUUUCUGUUUAUUCACCAGUAAAAAGGAAAUCCAAUAUUUCAGGUUUUACAGACAUAUCACCAGAGGAGUUGAGGCUUGAAUACCAUAACUUCUUAACCAGCAAUAACUUACAGAGUUAUCUAAAUUCUGUGCAACAAUUAGUUAAUCAGUGGAGCAAGAGGGUAGAAGAACUGAAAACUAUCAAUGCCUCGACCAAAGCAGCCCUGCUCUCUGAUGCGAAGGAUAGAAUGAGUGAAGCAGCACCGGCACUGGGCUUUGGCAGGAGCCAGACAGCGACUUUCGGGGCACCUGGUUUCCCCGUGAAAAGCAGCAGUGAUAAUGCUCAGGUCUUUAACUUUAAGCUCAGCUCUGGAUUUGGCACCACCCCCUCGGGAGGCCCUGCAGUGUUUGGGGGUCCUCCAGCCUUUGGGGUGGGCCCUGCCGCCGGCGCUGCUUCCACACCCUCCUUUGGGUUUGGGAAGCCUGAAGUCACAUCCGCUGCUGCCUUCUCUUUUAAAAGCCCUGCAACUUCCAACUUGCAGUCACCAGGUUUUUCGGGAUUUGCAGCGUCCUCAGCGGCAGGCCCUGGCGGAGUCCCCGGAGCCCCAGCCUUUGGUAGCGGCGUGUCUGCGGCUGGUUUCGGUCAGGUGGGCUCGCAGUCGCACGCUGCCUUUUCCAAGCCAUCCAGCAACAGCUUUGGAAGCAGCAGCACCUCCUUCUCGCUCCCAGUCUCAAAUGCCACUGUGGCCACAGACAAUGCGCUGUUCACACCCAAGGACCAACUCACCGCAGAAGAACUGGAGCAGUUCCAGUCUAGGAAGUUUACUUUGGGAAAAAUCCCGCUGAAGCCGCCACCCCUGGAGCUUCUAAAUAUUUAAAAGGUGCAAUUGCAUACAGACAAGAAUGUCUUCAGUUAUUUUGAGUGGUUCACAUAAACACACAUACAUGUAUGUUAGACAUACGCAUAUGAACAGGGAAUAGAUAAACUCACCGAUAAC
Messenger RNA from Ochotona princeps (American pika), 1486 nucleotides. RefSeq names its product nucleoporin 42 (gene NUP42). NCBI's taxonomy places the organism in Eukaryota, Metazoa, Chordata, Mammalia, Lagomorpha, Ochotonidae. The transcript is spliced from 7 exons. The coding region runs from base 11 to 1366 and encodes 451 amino acids. The record is from RefSeq and is a predicted model, not a curated record. Gene Ontology annotation, cellular component: nuclear envelope. Gene Ontology annotation, molecular function: nuclear export signal receptor activity; metal ion binding.